Messenger RNA from Trichoderma atroviride IMI 206040, 1680 nucleotides. RefSeq lists its product as uncharacterized. Gene Ontology annotation, molecular function: DNA-binding transcription factor activity. Gene Ontology annotation, biological process: regulation of DNA-templated transcription. The record is from RefSeq and is a predicted model, not a curated record. NCBI's taxonomy places the organism in Eukaryota, Fungi, Ascomycota, Sordariomycetes, Hypocreales, Hypocreaceae.
GUCCACUAGUCGACCGCUUUCGGUAACGGAAGGAGCACUGACUGAGGGAACAUCGUCAUGGCCAGAUAUAUUGCGCCGACAAGCAGGUUCGUUUGUUGGGAUGGACUCCCAGCAGGCUUAUAUGACUCUGCCAGGCAGUGAUACACCGAUCCCAGUUCAAGUAGACUACUCCCAAGCAUCAAAGAAAGCGGACGAAAAGAGACAACGAAAUGCAAAAGCCUCGACGCGCCACCGCAGAAAGAAGAAGACUCUUCAGGAGGAGAACUUGAAACACCUGCAGGAACUGAAGGAAGAGCGACAGCAGAUGCUGCAGCAAAUAGAGGAACUCGAAAACCAGCGGGACUUUUACAGGAGCGAUCGCAACCGGCUCAGAGAUAUUGUGUCCCGGACGCCGGCUGUAAGCAACCAUGCAGCCGGGCCACCUAGUCCGGUGCUAUCGAAGAGUAUCAGCUUUGUGGAUAGAAGCCCCUUAAUGCAGUCUCAUCACAUUCCCACCCCUACUCAAGGUUAUCUGAGCGAAGUGUCAUCGGCAGAGCGGCCCGUACCGGUUCGGCGCACAGACGAUCGCCCAGAUUUCUCGCCUCCGAUGUAUGGUGCUCUGCCCGGUGGUCCGCCGCACAGCCUCCCGUCGAUGCACAACCAAGCCUAUGGCGCACCUCCACCGAGGCCCCCAUCCGCAACUUCUUCAACGAGUGGAGAGAGACUGCCGCCGUUACGAGUGAUGGAGGGACCGCCUCCCAUGUCAGGACUGAUCCAUGGGCAUCCUCAAGAACAAGAUCUGAGAACUGGGCAGUGGAGGGCAGCGCACCCAUCCCAUCUAGAAACCGGUUGGGCAACUGCGCCAAGAAAGCAUCAAGACAGCCCCCGCUGGUAACAAUUUCAAGCCGCCUGCUGUGCGACUUCGAAUAUGGCUCUCCCCCUGAUAUGUACGUGCUACAUCGGCAAUGAUGUAGCGCCUCACGGACCAAUCUCACCCAUACUUAUAAUAUCUCAUCAUUUCCAUGAGACUAAUUUUCCCCUUUGGACUUGGACACAACAACUAAUUUUUUUUUUGGAGUUUCUGGCUUGUACCAGCGCAAAUACAAUCUACGUCGGGCAACCGAUAUUUCUGAUUAUACGCAUAGUAAUUCGCCUCUACCACACUAUUCAUUUCUUUAAUCACACCCUUGACACUAUCAUUUUAUACAUUCCUGUUGUCCGGUUAACCAAGCAACCGGCCUCUAUCUAUGCUUGCUUAAUCUAUCUGUGGACUUGAGAUAGCAGAGGGCUUCUUCUCUCUUCCUCGUUUCUAUGAGAAUGACUUGCUCAACCGCAAAAAAAAGUCGAAUAUCAAAAUAGAAGAAGUUGAAUGAAUCAACUUUUUGAUUCAAUACUACAUUCGUUUGUCUAUCUAUUUAUUUGUUAUGAAAUGUUUGCCCUGAGGGGUGUCCACCUACGACCAGCGAAGAGAUACCCCUAGUGGAUCAAUGCUAUACACGGAACAACGUUUUGAAAAUCAGAAAAAUCAUGAAUUUGGGAAGAAUGUAGUAUUCAAUGGAGGCUAUUCAUUCAUUAUAUGCCGCCAUUUGCUCUCAUCAUAUGUUUUUGGAAUUUGGUAUUACUCUGGCUAUAGGAAUAAGGCAGAUAUAUAAUCAGAUUGAUAAAAUUCUUAUUUCCCAAAAAGACUGAAAAGUAUUUUUC